UGGUUGUGUUAGACUGAACGGAGGGCUGAAGUCUGUCUUUGUUCCUUGUUUGGGAAGCAAGUGGGAGGGGAGCAGACCAAGGGGCUAUAUAAUCCUUCAGCGUUCAGCUUCCCCGAACACCAGCCAGAGGAGAGAAGCCCAGCCGAGCACUUUCAGGGACCCCGUGUCGUAGCUCCAGCCAAGAUGUGUGAAGAAGAGGACAGCACCGCCCUGGUGUGUGACAACGGCUCUGGGCUCUGUAAGGCUGGCUUUGCUGGGGACGAUGCUCCCAGGGCUGUUUUCCCGUCCAUUGUGGGACGUCCCAGACAUCAGGGGGUGAUGGUGGGAAUGGGACAAAAAGACAGCUACGUGGGUGAUGAAGCACAAAGCAAAAGAGGCAUCCUGACCCUGAAGUACCCGAUAGAACACGGCAUCAUCACCAACUGGGACGACAUGGAAAAGAUCUGGCACCACUCUUUCUACAAUGAGCUUCGUGUUGCCCCUGAAGAGCAUCCAACCCUGCUCACCGAGGCACCCCUGAACCCCAAAGCCAACCGGGAGAAAAUGACCCAGAUUAUGUUUGAGACUUUCAAUGUCCCAGCCAUGUAUGUGGCUAUUCAGGCAGUGCUGUCCCUCUACGCCUCUGGACGUACAACUGGCAUUGUGCUGGACUCUGGAGAUGGUGUUACCCACAAUGUACCCAUCUAUGAGGGCUAUGCCUUGCCCCACGCCAUCAUGCGUCUGGACCUGGCUGGCCGAGAUCUCACCGACUACCUCAUGAAGAUCCUGACUGAGCGAGGCUAUUCCUUCGUGACCACAGCUGAGCGUGAGAUUGUCCGGGACAUCAAGGAGAAACUGUGCUAUGUAGCCCUGGACUUUGAAAACGAGAUGGCCACUGCUGCGUCCUCCUCCUCCCUCGAGAAGAGCUACGAGCUGCCUGACGGGCAGGUGAUCACCAUUGGGAAUGAGCGGUUCCGCUGCCCAGAGACCCUGUUCCAGCCCUCGUUCAUCGGGAUGGAGUCUGCUGGCAUCCAUGAAACCACCUACAACAGCAUCAUGAAAUGCGAUAUUGACAUCAGGAAGGACCUCUAUGCUAACAACGUCCUCUCCGGGGGCACCACCAUGUACCCCGGCAUUGCCGACCGCAUGCAGAAGGAGAUCACGGCCCUGGCGCCCAGCACCAUGAAGAUCAAGAUCAUUGCCCCUCCCGAGCGCAAAUACUCCGUCUGGAUUGGCGGCUCCAUCCUGGCCUCUCUGUCCACCUUCCAGCAGAUGUGGAUCAGCAAACAGGAGUACGACGAGGCCGGGCCAUCCAUCGUCCACCGCAAAUGCUUCUAGAACACUUCCCUGCUCUCUGUCUCUAGCACACACUGUGAAUGUUUUGUGGAAUAAUGCCUUCAAUUCUUUUCCAAAUCAUUCCUAGCCAAAGCUCUGACUUGUUACCUAUGUGUUUUUUAAUAAAUCUGAAAUAUGUUACCUGUAA
Messenger RNA from Balaenoptera acutorostrata (minke whale), 1462 nucleotides. It is a transcript of the gene ACTA2, whose product is annotated as actin alpha 2, smooth muscle. The transcript has 9 exons. Lineage: Eukaryota; Metazoa; Chordata; Mammalia; Artiodactyla; Balaenopteridae. Bases 184 to 1317 code for a protein of 377 amino acids. The record is from RefSeq and is a predicted model, not a curated record.